This is a messenger RNA of Tremella mesenterica DSM 1558, 2883 nucleotides long. RefSeq lists its product as uncharacterized. Gene Ontology annotation, biological process: L-histidine biosynthetic process. Gene Ontology annotation, molecular function: histidinol dehydrogenase activity; NAD binding; phosphoribosyl-AMP cyclohydrolase activity. The transcript has 3 exons. Bases 17 to 2596 code for a protein of 859 amino acids. Gene Ontology annotation, cellular component: cytoplasm. NCBI's taxonomy places the organism in Eukaryota, Fungi, Basidiomycota, Tremellomycetes, Tremellales, Tremellaceae. The record is from RefSeq and is a predicted model, not a curated record.
CAUAUCUCAACUUAACAUGGGUAUGGGACCUACCUUCGUACCCCUGAUAGAUCCGACAGCAGCAGCCCUCAUCCCCUCGCUUGCACUCCUCGGACCGUUGCUCUUACCUGCCUCCCUCCUCCGAGCCGUCCUCCCUUCUCUCACUUCGACAGCUUCAUACUGGGUUCUCGCCGAUGACGAAACGGACUUGAUAUCGGUUCUCAACGAAGGUGCAGAGAAAGUCAUACUGUCACCGUUUCAACUUUCCCUGGUAGCGUCUGUCCCCAGUCACAGGUUGAUACUCCAUCUGUUAAAUAUCGACGACACUCUCGAUCUAUCCUCUGUCUCGGGUGUAUAUAUCGACCAGGAUUCUACUCUCUCUGCCGAUGAGACUGGCUUAAAAGGAAAACAAGUCUACCUAUCUGGUGCAUCUAUCUCUUCCGACACACUACUGGACCGCCUCAGAGACACAAAAGUAACAUACAUCAUCCCCACUUCUAAACUCACAACCGGUCCAACCACCUUCACUCAUCUUUCCAUUCCUGAAGCAUUCCUUGCUCCUCUCACUUCUGACAGACCAGAUGGUUUAUUUCCUACUAUCGUAUCAACCACAUCUUCAUCACCUCUCGGUCUUGUUUAUUCCUCCGCCGUUAGCGUGACCGAAGCCAUCGUUACUCAAAAAGGAAUCUAUCAAUCCCGUAAACAUGGUCUAUGGCGUAAAGGCGAAACUUCGGGUGCUGUUCAAGAUGUCAUUUCCAUCCGAGCGGAUUGCGAUUCUGACUCUUUGUUGUUUACUGUGGUUCAGCAUGGAGAAGGGUUCUGUCAUUUACCCCAAUCGACCUGCUUUGGAUCUCUGAACGGUGUGGAACGACUUCAAAGUACGUUAGAAAGAAGAUUAAGAGAUGCGCCUGAAGGAAGCUAUACAAAGAGAUUGUUUGACGACGAAGAGUUGUUGAGGAGUAAGAUAAUGGAAGAAGCGGAAGAAUUGUGUGAAGCGGAGGAGAAAGAAGAGGUAGCUUUCGAAAUGGCGGAUUUGGUCUUUUUCGCUUUGACCAGAUGUGUCAGUAAAGGUGUGAAAUGGGAGGACGUGGAAAGGGCUCUGGACAGGAAGUCUUUGAAAGUGACGAGGAGGAAAGGUGAUGCCAAACCUAAAUGGGUGGAAAAGAUCACUUCUGCUUUAUCCGUUACCAAGUCUACUCCUUCUGAAUCUCCUACACUUGUAUCCACCUCCACAGCGACAAAAUCCCCAACACCCGUCAAGUUGGACGGCUCAAAUGAAGAGUUCGACGAGAAAAUACAAAUGCGUACUGUCACGUUAUCCACCAUUCCAGAAUCCGAACGCUCCUCCCUUCUCCUUCGUCCUGUUCUCAACUCACUCGCCAUGAUCGAUAAAGUUCGCCCCAUCGUCGAGAGAGUUCGUAAAGAAGGUGAUGCAGGAUUACUCUCCCUUACCUAUCAAUUCGAUCGAGCUCAACUCACCUCUAAUGUCCUCCUUCCACCUUAUCCAAUCCCACAAAUCUCAGACCUUCCCAUCGACGUCCGAACCGCCAUCGAUAUAGCUUAUUCCAACGUCCGGAAAUUUCACGAAGCUCAGGCGGAGAAAGGACCUCUGAUAGUUCAUACCAUGCCAGGAGUCGUUUGUUCCCGUUUCGCUCGACCUAUCGCAAGAGUAGGGAUUUACGUUCCGGGUGGUACUGCCAUUUUACCUUCCACAGCUAUCAUGUUGGGUGUUCCAGCUCAAGUAGCGGGGUGUAAAGAAAUAGUACUUGCUACUCCACCCCGACCGGAUGGUUCGAUUUCGCCAGAGGUGCUGUAUGUGGCGAGAUUGACAGGUGUUACUUGUAUUUUGAAAGCGGGUGGUGCACAGGCUGUGGCGGCUAUGGCUUAUGGAACGAAGGAGGUCCCGAAGGUUGAUAAGAUCUUCGGACCGGGUAAUCAAUGGGUCACAGCGGCGAAAAUGUUGGUUCAGAAUGAUACGGAUGCUUUGGUGGGCAUAGAUAUGCCAGCGGGGCCCAGUGAGGUUUUGGUAAUAGCAGACCAAUCUUCUAACCCCACUUUCGUCGCUUCUGACCUCCUAUCCCAAGCAGAACACGGCGUAGACUCUCAAGUCGUCCUCGUGGCUGUAUCUCUCUCCGACGAUCAUCUAGCUGCUAUCGAAACAGCCGUGGACGAACAAGCUCGGGCUUUACCAAGAGUCAACAUUGCCAAGGAGGCGAUCAAGAAAAGUUUGAUAAUUCGUGUGGACAACUUGGAAGAAGGAAUGAGAUUCUCGAAUGAAUACGCCCCAGAACAUUUAAUCUUGCAUUUGGAUAAUGCCAAGGAUGUGGUGGAUUUGGUAGAUAAUGCUGGGAGUGUUUUUGUGGGUGCUUGGUCACCGGAAUCAUGUGGUGAUUAUGCUUCCGGGACGAACCACACUCUUCCCACUAAUGGCUACGCUCGUCAAUUCUCAGGUGUAAACACGCUUUCUUUCCAGAAACAUAUUACGGCUCAGGAACUUACCUCUGCUGGGUUGGAAGAGUUGGGACCUACGGUGGUGAAAUUAGCAGAGAGGGAAGGAUUGGAAGGUCAUGCGAAUGCGGUGAGGGUGAGAUUGGCCGCUUUGGGAAAGAAGAAUUGAGAUUUUGGUUGUUUUGAUUAUUCCCCUCAUCCGUUACGGCUAUUUUCUUGCCUAUCUCCUCUGAUCAUUCCCUCUUGUCCUUCACCUACUCUUUGUCUAGCGCCAAUCAUCGAUCUUUACACUACUCCUACACUACUCUACUGUCAUCAUCAAUCUUUCAUUCGUACUCACUCUCCUUCGGCUAGAUGAGACCGUGAUAUUUGAGUCCGUAUCAAAAGUACAUCCACCCCCCUUAAUUUAGAUCCAGUACAUAGACUGAUAGAUGCUUAUCUCCUUCCCUCCCUCCU